ACCUCUCACACUCUACAUCUUCUGCGCUCUCUUUCUAUCUCGCACAGACACACACUCUCUUUCUCCCUCUCUUUCCGUCCUCUCCUCUCUCUGUUCAAACACCUGGGCCACCUACUCCAAAACCGCCUACCAUUACCUAAAAACCACAAAAUAUUCAGAAACAGCGACUGGUUCACUUAUUUCUAGACUACCCACUACCCGAAAACCACCAAAAUGCUGUCGGAUUACCAUCUUUUCUUCAUUCCAAAAUCCGCUCAUUCUUCUGUUUUGAGCUUUGAACUAGCUGCUUGUGUUCUGCUCCUCGUCCUUGUGUUUUCUUUCUGGCUCGCACCAGGUGGGCUUGCUUGGGCUCUCGCCAGCUCCAAAUCCCGAACUGCUAUCCCAGGACCAUCUGGCUUCCCACUCUUGGGCCUGCUGUUCGCCUUUACAGGCUCUGCGGCCCAUCGUGUUCUUGCUAAACUCGCCCAAUGCUUCAAUGCCAAGCCACUCAUGGCCUUUUCUGUUGGCAUCACUCGUUUCAUCAUCUCAAGCCACCCGGAAACAGCUAAAGAGAUUUUGAACAGCUCGGCUUUUGCCGACCGACCCGUUAAGGAAUCAGCUUACGAGCUUCUAUUCCACCGGGCAAUGGGAUUCGCUCCUUUCGGCGAGUACUGGAGGAAUUUAAGAAGAAUCUCGUCUAUCCACUUGUUUAGCCCGAAGAGGAUCGCUGGUUUCGGGUCUUUCCGGAGGGAAAUCGGUUUAAAGAUGGUGGACAAGAUUAGGGCUUCGAUGGUGAUGAAGGGGAAGGUUGAGGUGAAGAAAGUGUUGCGUUUUGGCUCACUGAACAAUGUCAUGAUGAGUGUUUUUGGGAGGAGUUACGACUUUAGCGAAGGUGGAGAUGGGUCUGAGCUUGAAGGAUUGGUCAGCGAAGGGUAUGAGUUACUUGGAAUCUUUAACUGGAGUGAUCAUUUCCCUGUUCUGGGUUGGUUGGACUUGCAGGGUGUGAGGAGGAGGUGCAGGAAGUUGGUUGCCAAGGUUAAUGUUUUUGUUAAAAAUAUUAUAGAUGAGCAUAGGAAGAGGAGGGUUGAUGGUGUUGUGGACGACGAGAGUGCCAGUGAUUUCGUUGACAUCUUGCUUGAUUUGGAGAAAGAAGACAGGCUCAGUGACUCCGACAUGAUUGCUGUUCUUUGGGAGAUGAUAUUCAGAGGCACUGAUACAGUAGCAAUCCUCUUGGAGUGGAUUUUAGCAAGAAUGGUGUUACACCCAGAUAUUCAAGCAAAAGCCCAAUCCGAGAUCGAUUCUGUUGUGGGAUCCACUCGAUCUGUAUCAGAUUCUGAUCUGCCCAACCUGCCUUACCUUCAGUCCAUAGUGAAGGAAUCCCUUCGGGUGCACCCUCCCGGUCCCCUCCUCUCCUGGGCCCGUCUUGCCGUCCAUGAUGUCCACAUCGGAGAGAAUUUCAUCCCAGCAGGAACGACAGCAAUGGUGAACAUGUGGGCGAUAACUCACGACGAGGGAAUCUGGUCGGAGCCGACUGAGUUCAAGCCCGAGAGGUUUAUGAAGGAGGAAGUGAGCAUCAUGGGGUCUGACUUGAGGUUAGCUCCUUUUGGCUCCGGGAGGAGAGUCUGCCCAGGUAAGGCCAUGGGGUUGGCCACUGUGCAACUCUGGUUGGCUCAGUUACUUCAGAGCUUCAAAUGGGUCCCUUCUGAUAAUGGGGUCGAUCUGUCAGAGUGCCUGAAACUUUCUCUUGAGAUGAAGAAUCCUCUGACAUGUGAAGCUGUUCCAAGGGUCACCUGAAAGUUUCAUCUGUGGUGGGAUUUGUCCUCUGAUAUGGGAUUAACAUAGAUAAUUAGGCUGGGUCGCACAACUUAAUUUUGUUUUUAAAUGCUUUGGUUUGAAUUUUAGUGUUGUUAGGUUUUCUAAGUGAAUGCAGUACCAGCUGACUGUCUUUUUUUUUUUUAAUGUUUUUUACAUUUCUGUUUUUUUGUGAGAAAAGGUGUUUUGCUUGCACUUGGUAAGGCUGGAGAAGCUGGACUGCUGGGCCUGUAUGUAGUGUGAUCCUGCUUUCGAUAUGAAUAUAUACAUAGAAAAAAAAAUUAUAUGCUUAAUUAA
Molecule: messenger RNA, 2088 nt
Organism: Nelumbo nucifera (sacred lotus)
Lineage: Eukaryota; Viridiplantae; Streptophyta; Magnoliopsida; Proteales; Nelumbonaceae
Product: cytochrome P450 78A5
Molecular function (GO): oxidoreductase activity, acting on paired donors, with incorporation or reduction of molecular oxygen; monooxygenase activity; heme binding
Source: RefSeq, a predicted model, not a curated record